Fraxinus pennsylvanica is the source of this 549-nucleotide messenger RNA. The record is from the annotation of a GenBank genome assembly. Lineage: Eukaryota; Viridiplantae; Streptophyta; Magnoliopsida; Lamiales; Oleaceae.
AUGGCUGAAUCCAAGGUGAGUUUGAAGCUUAUGAUUGAUACAAAAAGCAAAAGUCUUAUAUCCGCUGAAGCUGGCAAAGACUCAUGGGCAGACGAAGGAUGUAGUUUGAAACCGAAGGUGCAAACUCCCAUUACUUCAGUUCCUCUCUUACUUCUCAAUGAUGCACCAACUGAGAAGUGCUUUUACAAAUGCCCUGAUUCUUAUCCUGUUUCCUUUAUUACCGAUGACCCCACUGUGACGUGUCCCAAUUGCCGUAAAUUUAUGAAGCAGCAGAUAAAAUACAUUGCUCCUGCCCGCGUGAACCAAUUGUUGAAUGCGGGUGGAGGAUUGGUGAAAGGAGUGGUCACUUACAUGGUAAUGGAUGAUCUGAUGGUGAAGCCAGUGUCCGCAAUUUCGAGCAUUGCUUCGCUGAACCAGUUUAAUGUGAAGGAAGUGGGUACACUACAGGAAAAGGAGGUGAACUUUGGGAUGAAAGAGGCUUUGAAGCUGUUGAAGGCAUCUCUUUGCACCAAUAAGGUUCUAACGACUGUGUUCCUGAAUGAUAUCUGA